Lycium ferocissimum is the source of this 1083-nucleotide messenger RNA. RefSeq lists its product as uncharacterized. The transcript has a single exon. NCBI's taxonomy places the organism in Eukaryota, Viridiplantae, Streptophyta, Magnoliopsida, Solanales, Solanaceae. The coding region runs from base 1 to 1083 and encodes 360 amino acids. The record is from RefSeq and is a predicted model, not a curated record.
AUGGAGAAUAGACUUCUUCCUGGUCGAGUGGCAUAUACAGAUGAAUUUAUAAGUGGCGUGGAUGAGUUUAUUAGAUUUGCUUGUAGUCAACAAAAGUACUUGUCCGAAAAAGUCAUAAGGUGUCCUUGUAAGCUUUGUAAAAAUAAGAAGCACUUGAUACCCGAUGAAGUUAGUGUGCAUCUUUUUCAAAAAGGGUUCACACCACGAUAUUGGUAUUGGACAUCACAUAGAGAGAAAGCGCCUUCCAUUAAUUUGAAUGAACAUGUCUAUAGUGCUUCAAGUAGUCAUCAAGGGUAUAGCUUUGACAUGCCUUCCAGCAGUCAAAGUAACAUUCUAGGGGACGACUAUGAACACGUAAAUAGAUAUCAAGGUAUGAUUUAUAAUGCUGCUGGUGUAGAGUUUAGGCAUCAGGUUGAACCCAAUGUAGAAGAGUCUCCGAAUAUGGAUGCUACUAGAUUUUACAAAUUGUUGAAUUCAGCUCAGGAAACCUUAUGGCCUGGAUGUAAAUAUUCGGAGUCAUCUGUGGUAGUUAAAAUGAUGAGUAUUAAAUAUGAAAACAAUAUGUCCCGUGUUUUUUUUAAUUCAAUGGCCCAAUUAAUGAAGGAUACAAGUCAUCCAGAUAAUAAGAUACCUCGUGAUUACUAUCAGGCAAAGAAGCUGGUGUCAGGACUUGGUCUAACUAGUCAAAAAAUUGAUUGUUGUGUUAAUGGAUGUAUGUUGUAUUACAAGGCUGAUAAAGAUAUGACAGAAUGUAAGUUUUGUAAAGAACCCCGUUAUAAAGAAUGUGUGCACAAGAAGGAUAGCAAAAAGGUUCCACACAAGACAAUGCAUUAUCUGCCACUUAUUACUAGGCUUCAACGACUAUAUGCUUCAAUGAGAUCUGCAGAGCACAUGAGGUGGCACUAUGAAAAUCGUAGGGAAGAAGGUGUGUUGUGCCACCCUUCGGAUGGAGAAGCAUGGAAACAUUUCGAUCGAACUUAUCCAGACUUUGUUGUAGAGCCUAGGAAUGUUAGGCUGGUCUUUGUGCUGACGGCUUUACUCCUUAUAGCCAGUCAGCAUCACCAUACUCCUAUUGGCCAGUGA